Messenger RNA from Plasmodium adleri (nom. inval.), 576 nucleotides. RefSeq names its product conserved Plasmodium protein, unknown function. Gene Ontology annotation, biological process: DNA replication; double-strand break repair via homologous recombination; nucleotide-excision repair. Lineage: Eukaryota; Apicomplexa; Aconoidasida; Haemosporida; Plasmodiidae. Bases 1 to 576 code for a protein of 191 amino acids. Gene Ontology annotation, cellular component: site of double-strand break; chromosome, telomeric region; DNA replication factor A complex. The record is from RefSeq and is a predicted model, not a curated record. The transcript has a single exon.
AUGUCUGGGAUACUAACAAAUUUAAAUAUCGAGAGUGGUUAUUUCAAUGAAGAUAUAAAAGAAGAAUCGAAUGAAUCCAAUUUUAUGUAUGCCAAUAUUAGUAUGUUAAUAAGAGCAUAUAAAAAAGAUAGAAAUAAAUUAGUAUUAUUAAAUAAAAAAUUAAAUCUCAUAAAAAUAGUAGGACUAGUAUUAAAUAUUGAAGAAAAAAAAGAAUUUAUAAUAUAUACAAUAGAUGAUACUACUGGAUGUAUAAAAGCUAAAUUACUUUUAACAUAUUCAUUAAAUAGUUAUAAUGAAAAAAAAGAUAAUAUAAAAAUAAAUGAUUUAAUACAAAUAUUUGGUAUAUGUAAUACUGUUAGUUUAAAUGAAGACUUAACUAUAUCUAUAAGUUCAAUUCAUAAAUUAGAUUCUUUUAAUUAUUUAUGUCAUCAUCAUUUAUUAGUUUUUCAUGACUAUCUAAAAUAUCAAGAAGAAGAAAGAAGAAAUCCAAUCGAGGACAAAAGCAGAAAUGACGAAGAUGAUUUGGAGUCCACACAAAAUAAUGAAAAUGCUUAUUUUAAUACAUUCUUUUAUUAA